AUGGCCCGGAGCACCCGCCCUAGCGAAGCGAACUUUUCAGCACUCAAUUUGAUAGAUCCCUUUCCUUCGCCCGCUACCAAGUCUCUCCUGACCGUCCUCAUCUUGAUGGUCGCAAUUUCCAUUAGUGGCCGCACGUCAGAUGCUCCGCUGCCGUCGCUCAUGGCUGUCAUUCAUAACGCAAGCUCUUCAGACCAGUCCCGUACCUCCAUCGCCAAUGGCUUGGUCGACUUGCCACCUUUGUCACCUCAUCUGGUGGAAAAAGCGACGUUGAUCGCCAAAGCCAAACCUCGCUUACUGACUUUGAGUCGACGACACCCUGUACGAGGAUCUGCAUUUGAUCCUGCAAUGGACUUCAUGUGGGAUGGCGCUCCUCCGGUGGUACCCGCGACCCUUGCAGAGCUACAGCUACGGGAUGAGGAAGGGCGAUCGUUGGUCGAAGGAGAUGAGGUCACAGAGAUUGAUUUCCACGAGCGCCAAAUGAACCAGAUUAUGAUCCGCCCGGUCCACGUUGAUGUCCAUGGAAGCGGGACUCUUGCAACCGUCUUUGCCUUUGAUCAAGUCCAGGUUCCGGAAAUAGGGCACUAUCGAUUUCGCCUGCUCUUGCGCUGCCGCUUGCCAAAUGAAUUUACCUGCAUUGGCACUGAUCCCAAUGAGGAUGAUAUCAUAUCGCUGCAGGCUGUAUCAAACUUGUUUGAAGUUGUACCGAAUGAACGCUUCGAAGCCAGAGACGAUGUCAUGACGCCUAUGAGUCGCCGAAUGGACAGAGCAGUGGAUGGUUUCUAUGUACCUCCAGCUUAUAGAAUGUCGGCGGAGGCGCUCACCGGCAACAGCAAUGACGAGUUGACGAACGGAUGA
Melampsora larici-populina 98AG31 is the source of this 855-nucleotide messenger RNA. RefSeq lists its product as uncharacterized. The coding region runs from base 1 to 855 and encodes 284 amino acids. NCBI's taxonomy places the organism in Eukaryota, Fungi, Basidiomycota, Pucciniomycetes, Pucciniales, Melampsoraceae. The record is from RefSeq and is a predicted model, not a curated record. The transcript has 5 exons.